AUGGGGAAAUCCACACAAACAAAAGGCAUCAAAAGCCUUGCAGAGCAGCUUGCCGAUCUUGACGACCCUACGCCGAAAGAUUUCGAUCCCGAAGAUCCAGAUGCAGGCCAACGAGGCUCUGACGACGAAUCGGACUCGGAAGUAGACGAGGAUGCAGGCCGUGGACACUAUCAGCGCGUUGGCAAGAGCAAAUUGCGCAAGCCCGAUACCCUUACUCUCGGAAAGGAAUAUUACGGAUCGCGAGUGAGCAGGGAUGCAUUGGAGGACGCGAGCGACGACGACGAUCCGUUUCAGCGCCAUGAAUCAGACGAGAGUGAGGAGGAGGAUCUCGACGAGCAUGAUGAUGAUCUAAUUGACAACGAAGACGAGGAUCUUUCCGAGGACGAGGCUAAUGAGGAUGAAGAUGAUGAAGGGGUGGACGAACUCGACAGUGAUGCAGAAAUCGAGCAUGAUUCAGAGGACCAAAGCGAUGGCAGUGAUGAUCUCUCUACGUCGGAUGAAGAAGAUACUGCACCUCGUGCAGCCACUGGCACUGCAUCUAACGACCGAGACGAAUUACGCAGACUGAUGACCACGGAUCAAAAAAGCGUCGCCGCAACUAUUUCUCAAGCUGCGAAAGCGGACGCGACCAAAGGAUUGGGGGUUAGGAAACAGCGACUGACUUUUGAUGCCCUCCUCAACGCAAGAAUAAAACUGCAAAAAGGGUUGGCUGUUGUGAAUGACCUGCCCAACCGACUGGAUGAGGAAGCAAACAGCGCUGAUGACGAUGCGAUAAAAUCUGCCGAGUCCGCUGCUCUGGCCCUGUGGUCUACUUUGGAAACAUUGCGUCUCGCUCUUGCAGAUGUACACUCCAGGGACGAUUCAAAGAAGAGAAAAAGGCUUUCGGCUGCAUCGAUUACUUCUCCCGAAUCAUUAUGGCAGCGGAUGCAGGAUCUGGAAGUAGAAUCCCAGAUCCAUCGUCGUGCCGUACUUGAGAAAUGGAAUCACAAAGUACGCGGGACAAACGCGAACCUACCAAACGCAAGAGGAAAACUUCUUGGAAAUUCCGACAAACAAUCGAUUACAGCAGUACUUGAUUCCCACAUUGGGUCCGAGAUUAGUGACCGCGCGUCGAAGAAACAGCGUACGAACGGUUCCUCUGACACUCACGAACAGCUCGUUUAUGACGAUGCCGCUUUUUACCAGUCUCUUCUUCGUGACUUGGUCGAGCAGCGCAUGUCUUCGUCGGAUGCCGUCACGAAUGGGCUCGACUCUCUGCAUUUGCAGCUCCCCACUCACCGCACCUCAGGGAUGCGCAAAGACAAAGUUCACAAGGACGUCGACACCAAAGCGUCCAAGGGCCGCAAGAUGCGGUACAACGUACACGAGAAGCUGCAGAACUUCAUGGCGCCGGAAGACCGCGGCUCUUGGACAGGGCGAGCCCGAGACGAGUUUUUCGCUUCGCUGUUGGGCAAAAGUGCGAGUGGAUUGCUCGGCGAGUCGGAUGAAGAGGGCGAUGCGAAUGGGGUGACUGGGGCUGCGUCAGACGAGGAAGAUGUGGAGGAGGGCGGUUUGAGACUCUUUAGAAGCUAG
Talaromyces rugulosus is the source of this 1572-nucleotide messenger RNA. RefSeq lists its product as uncharacterized. The transcript is spliced from 3 exons. Gene Ontology annotation, biological process: maturation of SSU-rRNA from tricistronic rRNA transcript (SSU-rRNA, 5.8S rRNA, LSU-rRNA). The coding region runs from base 1 to 1572 and encodes 523 amino acids. Gene Ontology annotation, cellular component: nucleus; nucleolus. Lineage: Eukaryota; Fungi; Ascomycota; Eurotiomycetes; Eurotiales; Trichocomaceae. The record is from RefSeq and is a predicted model, not a curated record.